This is a messenger RNA of Pseudophryne corroboree (corroboree frog), 450 nucleotides long. Its product is annotated as mitochondrial ribosome and complex I assembly factor AltMIEF1. The record is from RefSeq and is a predicted model, not a curated record. The transcript has 2 exons. Lineage: Eukaryota; Metazoa; Chordata; Amphibia; Anura; Myobatrachidae. The coding region runs from base 238 to 450 and encodes 70 amino acids.
CAUUCAACGCGCCAGGGCGCUCUUCAUUUCUCCAGAUUGUUUCUGGUGAGUGCGCUCUGUCCUCUCUAUGGUUUAUGGAAGCCGGAAGAAUUUUACCAACCUCCUGGAGAGAGCGGAAGCUCCGAUAUAUUACCGGCGACCCUGAGCGGUAGUUCUCUGAGCGGCAAGGCAGUUGUUCCCCAAAGAAAGCUGGGUCAGUGGAGGACUGGCAGGGCCAGCUAUUUGUAUAUUCCUGCCAUGGCAGGCUGGUCCCGUGAUGCUGUACUGACUCUGUAUCGUGCCCUGCUGCGAGAAGGGCGCAAACUUCAGUUUACUGAUCGUGACUACUACGCCUCAUAUGUGCGUCGAGAAUUUAGGAACAAUCAGAGCCUCACAAAGCUGGAGGACAAAGAGAAACAGCUGGAGAAAGGGCAAUUUUUACUCAGGACCAAUCUGGGAGGACUAGUGUAA